This is a messenger RNA of Arachis stenosperma, 2326 nucleotides long. RefSeq names its product N-carbamoylputrescine amidase. Bases 1089 to 1982 code for a protein of 297 amino acids. Lineage: Eukaryota; Viridiplantae; Streptophyta; Magnoliopsida; Fabales; Fabaceae. The transcript has 11 exons. Gene Ontology annotation, molecular function: N-carbamoylputrescine amidase activity. The record is from RefSeq and is a predicted model, not a curated record.
ACACAUUGGAAACUUGAGGGAUUAGUUCCCGAUUUUAAAGACCCCAGCCCGCCAGGCUCCUCCCCUCUAACUACUCUCCCUUCUCACUCUCAAGGUCACCGCAGAGCCGUCGUCGCGGCAGACCCAGCCCGAGGGGAACGUGGUCAUCAUCGUGCGCCUGAGAGAAUUGUCAGAGGCACAAUAGUCGCGUCAGAGGUCAAAUUGUCACCGUCUUUGUCGCGCGGAGAAGUAGAGGCAGAAUCCUAAGGAGAAUCGCGCAGCCUCCAUCCAAAUCUUCGUCGCCGGCUCCAGACUCCAGCGCGCUCUCCGUCGCAGCUUGCAGUCCGGUCUCCGGCGCCUCCAGCAAGAUCUGUCUUCAUCGCAGUCGUCAGCCUCUUCGCCGUCCGGUAUCCAGCAAGUCCGCCUCUCGAGAUUGAGAAGCAGGGGAAGGGUGUUCACCUUCUGUUAAAAGACCUUGGAUUUGACGUUUAUAGUUCUAAAAACCGGACUGAAUUGGUCGGUCGGACCGAUUCAACCGUAAACCGACAAUAAUAACGGUCCGAUCAAGCAUGUAAAACUGUAGAUUAGAAAACCGAUAAAAACCGUUGAACCGGUCGAGAACUGGAUAGUCAGACCGAAUCGAAACCUUGCCGGUUUACACAAAACGGAAGCUCCUUCGUUUCUUUCUCCCUUCCUCCCUUUCUUUCAUUCACAAAGAAAUCACACAAACCCAGACAAAAAACCCUAGCACUGUAAGCCUGCACCACUGCCGCAAGGAGUGGCAUACCACCGACGUCCGUCUCACUCAAAGUUCACCAUCCGUCUGUCUAUCUAACUUUCCUCGUGCUCCAAGUCUUCAACCCCUGUUCGCUGUCACCGAUCGCGGCUACUUCCUCGAGCUCGGCGUCCAUCGUCUUUGUCUGCUCAGCCGCUCUUCCGUCGCCGUUUGUUUGUCGUUCACGUUCGCAUUUUCGUUCAGCUGUCGUCUUCGUUCGCGUUCUUCGCCGCUCACGUUCGCGUUCACUCGCCGUUCACCAUUCGAGUUCGUCUGGAAGCCACGUUGCUCUGCUUCAAACUCUGCGACCACGUGUAAUUAUUAGAUAGAGGACAUGGGCAGGAACGUGGUGGUAUCAGCACUGCAGUUUGCCUGCACCGACGAUGUCGAUACCAAUGUUGACACUGCCGAAAGGCUGGUUAGAGAUGCUCAUAAACAGGGUGCAAACAUUGUUCUCAUUCAGGAACUCUUUGAAGGUUAUUACUUCUGUCAAGCACAAAGAGAAGAUUACAUUCAAAGAGCUAAGCCAUAUAAGGAUCAUCCUACAAUUCUCAGGAUGCAGGAACUUGCAAAAGAGUUAGGCGUAGUCAUACCAGUUAGCUUCUUCGAGGAGGCAAACAACGCACAUUAUAAUUCAAUAGCCAUAAUUGAUGCUGAUGGGAGUGAUAUUGGGAUUUAUAGAAAAUCCCAUAUUCCAGAUGGACCAGGUUACCAGGAAAAGUUCUAUUUUAAUCCCGGUGACACUGGAUUUAAGGUUUUCCAGACUAAAUUUGCAAAGAUUGGAGUUGCUAUUUGCUGGGACCAGUGGUUUCCUGAGGCAGCACGGGCAAUGGCGCUUCAAGGUGCAGAGAUUUUAUUUUAUCCCACUGCUAUUGGUUCUGAACCACAAGACCAGGGUCUUGACUCUCGUGACCACUGGAAGCGUGUAAUGCAAGGACAUGCUGGGGCUAAUUUGGUACCUCUUGUAGCUUCAAAUAGGAUAGGGAAAGAGGUAAUGGAGACCGAGCAUGGGAAUAGUGAGAUUACGUUUUAUGGAAACUCCUUUAUAGCAGGACCAACUGGAGAAAUAGUUGCAGCUGCUGAUGAUAAACAUGAAGCCGUUCUUGUUGCUCAAUUCGAUUUGGACAAGAUCAAAUCCCAGAGACAUUGUUGGGGGGUAUUUCGCGACCGGCGCCCGGAGCUAUAUAAGGUGCUUUUAACAUUUGAUGGCACCAAUCCUAUCGUAUGAUACAUUAGCAUUUCACUUUGUGAUUGCUCAAGAAUCAUAAUUGGGAUGCUUCAAAAUUCUACAUGCUUCAAGAGCACAAGGGUCACUCACAAGGAAAGCAAAGGAACAGCUUACAAAAUAUCAUCUGUCAGAUCAAUGUAACUUAAUAAAUGUGGAACUAAAAAUACUCGGUGAAUAAAUUAUUCAUUUGAAUAAUUUUGAGCGAUGUAUGAACAAUUGAACAUCACUCCGAGCAAUUUCCCUAUGGAGUCUAUUUUAACUGUUCCGGAUUUGCUAUUUAUUGUAAGUGCAUGUAAACGAAUAAAAAUAAAUUUGAAUCCAUGCAAGAAAUCAAUUUUGACUUA